Pocillopora meandrina is the source of this 1064-nucleotide messenger RNA. The record is from the annotation of a GenBank genome assembly. NCBI's taxonomy places the organism in Eukaryota, Metazoa, Cnidaria, Anthozoa, Scleractinia, Pocilloporidae.
AUGAAGCAAACAAAAUACUCAGUCGCAAUAGUAUUUUCAAACAAAGGCGAAGUACUGAGGGCUGCUUGUAAGUGCCCUGCAGGGUAAGAUUAUAUGAUAUAUUUUCAGUUGCUUAUUUUAUGAAUUGUUUAUACCUACUGUACAUGUUUACGAGUAGAAAUACUAGUGCAAAACUAUGCAAACCUCUUUCCAUACAGUGAUGUAUGAAUGUGUGAAUCCGAUUGUAGACGGUAAAAUAUUGAAUCAAUGUAAUUCAAUGAAUAUAAAGGUCUUUUACCAUGUUUAUAUUAUUUUAUCGAACCUGUAAUUUCAUGUCUUGUCUCAAAUACCACUUCAUUAUUUUUAUUAUAAAUGUAUUUUUUGACAGGUUAGGUUCUGGUGGCCAUGGCCAAUGCAACCAUGUUGGUGGUAUUCUCUUUGCCAUCGAAGACUUCAACAGACAGGGACUACAAAAUCGCAGUGAACCAGUUACAUGUACUUCAAGGCUGUGUGCAUGGAAUGUGCCAAGAAAUAGUAAAGUGGCUGCAAAACCUGUUGAUGACAUCAACAUUGUGAAGUACAGAUAUGGAAAGGACAACAGAACUUCUGUUAAAUCAAGUGUGUAUGAUCCAAGAGCCCCAUGUGAUAGAGUGCUCAAUAAAGCAAAAUUAAACUCUAUGCUUGUGAAACUUAGCCAGCACUUACCAAGUAGCUCUCUUUUUCUAUUUCAUGAUAUCAAGCCAAGCCUGGACAGUCAAAAUGUUAUUGUUGACAGUACAUGUGAAUGUGUACCACUUAAUUGUAUAGAAAUGGUAGAACUUACCUCAGAACAUGAUGACAUGGACUUGCCAUUCAAUGACGAUUAUGACAUUGCAACAAAGAAAUUCAAGUCAAUGAUUGAUAUAUAUGAAGAGAGAAUAACUGACAAUGAUGUUGAAAGAAUAGAAAGGUUGUCACGGGGCCAGGACAAUACUUUUUGGAGGGAACUAAAACAGGAGAAACUAACUGCGUCAAAUUUCAAAGCUGCUGCUAAGAGAAAAGUUGAACCUGAUAAACUUUUUAAAGCAAAUCAUGUACAAAAUUGA